Molecule: messenger RNA, 1221 nt
Organism: Cladophialophora psammophila CBS 110553
Lineage: Eukaryota; Fungi; Ascomycota; Eurotiomycetes; Chaetothyriales; Herpotrichiellaceae
Product: acetyl-CoA acyltransferase
Exons: 2
Coding region: 1-1221 (406 amino acids)
Biological process (GO): phenylacetate catabolic process; fatty acid beta-oxidation
Cellular component (GO): peroxisome
Molecular function (GO): acetyl-CoA C-acyltransferase activity
Source: RefSeq, a predicted model, not a curated record
AUGUCUGCAGCACAAGCCCGCCUCUCCCAGGUCUCCGGCCACCUCGGUGGCAGCAAGCAAUCCAUCCUUUCCAAGUCCCCCGACGACGUCGUCGUCACCUGCGCCAUCCGCACACCUUUCACAAAAGGCGGCAAAGGUCUGCUCAAGGACACCGCCGCCGCCGACCUUCUGGCCCUCACUUUCAAGAAUCUCAUUGAACGCUCAGAGAUUGACCCGAGUCUCGUCGAGGACAUUGCCACCGGUUGCGUACUUGCUCCAGGAGGUGGUGCUACUGAAUACCGUGCAGCUGCUCUUGUUGCAGGCUUUCCAGUAACAACGGCUGUCAAGUCCCUGAACAGACAAUGUUCCUCUGGUCUGCAGGCAUGCGUGGAUAUUGCCAAUGCCAUCCGAUCCGGCAUGAUUGAAAUCGGGAUCGGCUCUGGCGUCGAGAGCAUGUCUUCCCAAUAUGGCCCCGGCGCAGUCACCGAAUUCUCCGAUCUACUGGAAAACCACAUGCAAGCCGCAAACUGCAAGGUCCCUAUGGGUGUCCUCUCUGAGCAGAUGGCCAAAGACCGCAAGAUCUCCCGUGUUGACCAAGACGCCUUCGCAGCCUCUUCAUACCAGAAGGCCCUCAAAGCUCAACAGGCAGGUCUCUUCGACGAAGAAAUCGCACCUAUCACGGUCAAAUACACCGAUCCCAAGACCGAGGAAGAAAAGACCGUGACCGUCACGAAAGAUGACGGCAUGAGACCCGGAAUCACCGCGGAAUCCCUGGCAAAGAUUCGUCCAGCCUUUGCAAAGGAUGGCUCUAUCCACGCCGGCAAUGCUUCACAGAUCUCCGAUGGCGCCGCCGCAGUCUUGCUCAUGAAACGCAGCACCGCUGAGCGUCUGGGUCAACCUAUCCUGGGUAAAUUUGUGGCAUCCUCUGUAGUCGGUGUCCCACCCUUGCUCAUGGGUAUUGGACCUUGGAAGGCUAUCCCCAUAGCGCUAGAGAAAGCCGGCAUCUCCAAGGAUGAUGUUGAUAUCUACGAGAUCAACGAGGCGUUUGCAAGUCAAUGUGUCUGGUGUGUCAAGGAAUUGGGCUUGCCCUUUGAGAAAGUCAAUCCCAAGGGCGGCGCCAUAGCGUUUGGCCAUCCUCUGGGGUGCACUGGCGCAAGGCAGGUAAGCACCCUCUUCACGGAGCUGAAGAGGACAGGCAAGAAGAUCGGCGUGACGAGUAUGUGCGUGGGCACUGGGAUGUAA